Molecule: messenger RNA, 4063 nt
Organism: Andrographis paniculata
Lineage: Eukaryota; Viridiplantae; Streptophyta; Magnoliopsida; Lamiales; Acanthaceae
Product: kinesin-like protein KIN-14J
Exons: 18
Coding region: 329-3067 (912 amino acids)
Biological process (GO): microtubule-based movement
Molecular function (GO): ATP binding; microtubule motor activity; microtubule binding
Source: RefSeq, a predicted model, not a curated record
AACUUUUCGCCUGCAAAAUGGUAAAUUCCGAAUCCAGUUUCACAAAUCGCCAGUUACGUUUUGGCUUUGCUUCCCCAAAAAGGCAACUUUCCCAUUGGUUGGCGAGCUGUUUUUUUUUGUGGGUUUUCCCAUUUCCCAAAACCUCGGAAAAAAACGGAGACUGGUUUGGUGAUAAUUAGGGAGAAGAACAGUAUUGGGUGUUGAAUUUUGAUCUCUGUCGAUAGUUGGAGUUACCCAUGGUCUGAUGCAUGAUUGUUUAAUCGGGCUUGGGGAAAAUCCUUAGUGUGGUGCAAAGUUUUCGACUUUGCUUGCACUCCCCAAUUUCACCAUGGAUGCAUGGUCAGAAGUACACAUGGGUGAAAAUAGGGUGAUGGAUGGCCGAGGUGUGGUUCAUAAUGGCACUCAAUCUAAACGUGGAAAUCAUGAAGAAAUUUCUGCCAUAAUUUCACAAUUGAUGAAAUUGGGUAACUUAGAGAAAAUCAAUUCAAAGUCCCUUUUCAUCGCUGUAAAUAAGAUUCUUGAUGAAAGCAUUGAGAAAAAGAAUGAGGAUAUUCCUCAGCAUGUCGCAUCAGUGCUGAAGUUAUUGGUGCAAGAAAUUGAGCAGAGAAAUUCAAAACAGGCAGAUAAUAUGAAGAAGCAAAACAAUCUGUACAAAUCACGUGAGGACAUAUAUCUUUUACAAAUUAAAGCAUUAGAAACCCUUGCUGCUGGAAUAGCUGAAGAGAAUGAGGUUGUCUUGAACCAACUUCAACAGAUCAAGAUUGAAAAGACGAAGAUUGAAGAAAAGAAGAAGCUUGAGGAGCAGAAUUUGAGUAGAUUGGAAAAAGAAAAGGAGAGCUGUGAGAGAAAUAUUGUAUUGCUAAGUGAAGAGUUUACAUCAGCCAAAAAGUCAUAUGAAGAGAAUAUCUUGAAAUUGAAAUCCAAGGCUGAUGAAACUAAGGAUAAGCUAGAGAAGAAAAUACUGGAACUUGAGUGCUUGUUGAAUAAUUCAAGGAAGAAAAUAAAAGAGAUGGAGGAUUUCUCAGAAUCAAAAUAUUUGGGAUGGAAAAGAAAGGAACAGGGAUACAGGCACUCUGUAGAUUCUCAAUUGGGAUCAAUUCAGGAGUUAAAGUUGGCCUCUGAGUUCGUAAAGCAGGAAGUCUUCAAGAUGAAGAAUACCUAUGCUGAAGAAUUUUAUCAUUUUGGCUUAAACCUCAAAGGCUUGAUUGAUGCUGCUCAAAAUUAUCACAGUGUGCUUGAAGAAAAUCGAAAGCUGUACAAUGAGGUUCAAGAUUUGAAAGGAAACAUUAGAGUUUAUUGUCGCAUAAGGCCAUUCUUACCCGGUCAAAAUGCAAAACAAACAACUAUACAGUAUAUCGGCGAUAAUGGAGAGUUGGUUGUUAUAAACCCCUCAAAACCAGGAAAAGAUAGUCAUCGUCUUUUCAAAUUCAACAAGGUCUUUAGUCCAGCAGCUACUCAAGAGGAGGUAUUUCAAGACACCCAACCGUUGAUCAGGUCUGUUCUUGAUGGGUAUAAUGUUUGCAUACUUGCUUAUGGUCAAACCGGUUCUGGAAAAACUUACACAAUGUCUGGACCCAGUGCAGCAUCAACUGUAGAUUGGGGAGUCAACUAUAGGGCUCUGAAUGAUCUCUUCAAUAUCUCCCAAAAGAGACAUAGCUCCAUUGCAUAUGAUAUUGGUGUCCAAAUGGUUGAAAUAUAUAAUGAACAAGUGCGUGACUUGCUUCGCUAUGGCAGCUCUCACAAGAAACUUGGGAUAUGGAACACUUCACAACCCCAUGGGUUAGCUGUACCUGAUGCUAGCUUGCACCCAGUUAACUCAACCGCAGAUGUAUUGGAAUUGAUGAAUAUUGGAUUAACAAAUCGGGCUACAGGUGCUACUGCUUUGAAUGAAAGAAGCAGCAGGUCUCACAGUAUCCUCACUGUUCAUGUUCGUGGGAUGGAUUUGGAGACUCAAUCCAUUUUGCGAGGUUGUCUGCAUCUAGUCGAUUUGGCUGGUAGCGAAAGAGUUGAUCGCUCUGAAGCAACAGGUGACAGAUUGCGAGAAGCACAACACAUUAACAAGUCCUUGUCAGCUUUGGGAGAUGUGAUCUUUGCACUGGCACAAAAAAGUCCUCAUGUGCCAUACAGAAAUAGCAAAUUGACCCAAGUUCUACAAAGUUCCUUAGGCGGUCAAGCAAAGACUCUUAUGUUUGUACAACUCAAUCCGGAUGUAGAGUCCUACUCAGAGACUACAAGUACCCUCAAGUUUGCUGAGAGGGUCUCUGGUGUGGAGUUGGGUGCUGCACGAAGUAAUAAGGAGGGUAGGGGAGUCCGUGAACUCAUGGAACAGGUAGCUUCUCUAAAAGAUGUUGUUGCAAAGAAGGAUGAAGAAAUUGCUAGCUUAAGGCUGGCGAAAACAAAUGGAAGCAGUGAAAGGCAUGGUAUAAAUUCACCAAUGUAUGGGUCUGCCUCUUCAAGAAUACACUCUGUGGGAACAACAAGAAAAAUCCAAAGACUUCCACGAGGAAAAAGCCCAUCAGAGAAAGCUGUUUCUGAUAAUAGCUCCGAGUACAGUGAUAAGCAUUCUGAGACUGGUUCUCAACAAUCAGUUGAUGAUUUUAAGCACCACAAAGAAUUCUUUCUACAAUCAAGACUUGCUAUUACUGGUGGUGGUAAAAAAUUUUCAGAAGACCCUGGAUUGAUUGUAGGUUCGUCACAUGGAGAUAAAAGUCAUAGUGAGGAUAUAGAGCUUUUGGGGUUUGGAGAUCCUGAUUCUGAAGAGAGACUUAGUGAUAUAUCCGAUGGGGUACUCUCUAUGGCCACAGAAACUGAUGGUUCGAUUAACAGUAUUGUGGAAUACACCCUUUUUCCAGAGACAGCAAAGCCAACUGCAGAGAGCACUGAUAAAUCUGAUGCUGUGUCUAAACCCACUGCGGAUUCUAAAUUUCCAAGACCACCUAGGAAACAGAGCCACUCACCCUCAGGACCAUCAUUGUCUUCUCCAAGCAAGAGCUCCUCCAAGAUCCCAAUUUCUAAGAAAGCCACAGCAAGCAGUUCCACAGCUAGAACUCCCAGAAAAAGGCAGUAACACUGGAGAAAGAUGUGUGCAGAUUAUUGCAAUAAGGCCAGCCUCCUUUGGGUUAUAGAUACUCAAAUUGCUUUUACCAAAGGUACUGGUAGCCUUAUUUGGAAAACAUGUAAUUCAAAUCAGAUGAUAGUUCAUACUCCACAGGCAUCCUCAUCUUGCAAAGGCUGCUGAUAUGUUUGAUACUCUAUUGUUUUGGAAGAGCAAAAUUAUCACAACCUGCAUCAUUGAUAUGUAUUAAUAUAUGUGUUCGUCAUACUUAUGCGUGUUCGCACACACACACAUGUAUGUCCAUUUUGUCGCAAACAAUACGUUUUAAGACACUGAUGUGCAAAGGAAAAAAAAGCAUGGAUGGUGAUUGUCAUUUAUUACCAUAGAUACAAGGCGUGCCUAGGAUUGAGCCUCCAGGUAAAGCUUCCCUUGGGCACAAAUCGGAUCACAAAAAGAAUAGAUUGCCUGAGACAAUCACAGUCCAAGAUAAUCACUAUCCCUCCCUAACAUUUAUGGUAACUAUUACAGAAAUGGGAUUUCUUUUUUGCAGUGAAAGAGCUCAAAUCUUCAGCUCAUGGAUGUUUGGUUUGCCAUGGAUUCUGGUUGCUCUUCAACUCUCCAAUCAUGUCCAAUGGAAUAUGCACUGCUCUUCACUUUUCUGGAGGGGAUUCUAAACUAUACUCGAGCAAUUGGGGAGAAUGGCGGAUUCAGUACAAAAUUCGGUAACACUUCACCCAUCUUUUUGUUAGCUGUGAAUUUCAUUUCCUCUCCUAUGUCUUCUACGAAUCUUUUGACUUCCUCGUCAGCAAACACUCUCAGGGAAUCACUUUGCAGUAGCUCUCUGCAUCUUUCAUUCCUGAAAGCGGGAGAUGUUUCUGCAGCAUGAAAAAUGGCAAUACAGAUGGCAAAGGCUUGCAAGGAGGAUAACUGAGCGUGGAAAUCAACUUUAUACUUCCCGCCUUCCACUGCACUCAUGCUGAAUGCCGGCACAUUAUCUUUCCUUCCCUG